AUGGUGGUGACAGCUGUAGUGGUAGUGAUGGAGAUGCCAAUGGUGACGGAGGUGACGGUGGUGGUGGUGAUGGCAGUGAUGGUGACUGAAAUGGCAGCGACACCGGUGGUGCUGAUGAGUUUGAUGACGGAGAUGGCUGCAGUGGUGGCAACAUUGGCGUCUCUGGAGGAGGAGGAGGUAUUAAGGCGUAAUGGCCAUGAGUACGACUAUAUAGAGGUGGCGGCGGCGGAGAUCGAAAGCGAUUGGGUAUCAUAG
This is a messenger RNA of Prunus armeniaca (apricot), 255 nucleotides long. The record is from the annotation of a GenBank genome assembly. NCBI's taxonomy places the organism in Eukaryota, Viridiplantae, Streptophyta, Magnoliopsida, Rosales, Rosaceae.